This is a messenger RNA of Condylura cristata (star-nosed mole), 2343 nucleotides long. RefSeq names its product low density lipoprotein receptor-related protein 3 (gene LRP3). Gene Ontology annotation, molecular function: protein binding. NCBI's taxonomy places the organism in Eukaryota, Metazoa, Chordata, Mammalia, Eulipotyphla, Talpidae. Gene Ontology annotation, cellular component: plasma membrane. The coding region runs from base 222 to 2273 and encodes 683 amino acids. The transcript is spliced from 7 exons. The record is from RefSeq and is a predicted model, not a curated record.
UGGAGGGGGCGCCCGGCGCCCGGGCGCAGCUCGCUGUCGUCUGCCUGGUGAACAUCGUUCUCACUGGGCGGCUCAGCAGCGCGGUUCCUGCCUUAGCCGCCUGCAGCGGGAAACUGGAGCAGCGCACAGAACGGCGUGGUGUCAUCUACAGCCCAGCCUGGCCCCUCAACUACCCCCCUGGCACCAACUGCAGCUGGUACAUCCAGGGCGACCGUGGGGACAUGAUCACCAUUAGCUUCCGCAACUUUGACGUGGAGGAAUCCCACCAGUGCUCCCUGGACUGGCUCAUGCUGGGCCCGGCAGCCCCGCCCCGCCAGGAGGCCUUCCGGCUCUGCGGCUCCGCGAUCCCGCCUGCCUUCACCUCUGCCCGAGACCACGUGUGGAUCUUCUUCCACUCUGACGCCUCCAGCUCCGGCCAGGCCCAGGGCUUUCGUCUCUCUUACAUCCGAGGGAAGCUAGGCCAGGCGUCCUGCCAGGCGGAUGAGUUCCACUGUGACAACGGCAAAUGCCUGCCCGGCCCAUGGCAGUGUAACGCCAUGGACGAGUGUGGUGACGGCUCGGACGAGGGCAACUGCUCAGCGCCCGCCUCAGAGCUGCCAGGCAGCCUGUGCCCGGGGGGCACCUUCCCCUGCAGCGGGGCCCGGUCCACGCGCUGCCUGCCAGUGGAGCGGCGCUGUGACGGCUCGCAGGACUGCGGCGACGGCUCUGACGAGGCGGGCUGCCCGGACCUGGCGUGCGGCCGGCGGCUGGGCAGCUUCUACGGCUCCUUCGCCUCCCCGGACCUGUUCGGUGCGGCCCGCGGCCCCUCAGACCUGCACUGCACGUGGCUGGUGGACACGCAGGACCCGCGGCGCGUGCUGCUGCAGCUCGAGCUGCGCCUGGGCUACGACGACUACGUGCAGGUGUACGAGGGCCUGGGUGAGCGUGGGGACCGCCUGCUGCAAACGCUGUCCUACCGCAGCAACCACCGGCCCGUCAGCCUCGAGGCUGCCCAGGGCCGCCUCACUGUGGCCUACCACGCCCGUGCCCGCAGCGCUGGCCACGGCUUCAACGCCACCUACCAGGUGAAGGGCUACUGCCUGCCCUGGGAGCAGCCCUGCGGGAGCGGCGGCGAGGGGGCGGCGGGGGCCGCGGGCGAGCAGGGCUGCUUUUCUGAGCCCCAGCGCUGUGAUGGCUGGUGGCACUGCGCCAGCGGCCGCGACGAGCAGGGCUGCCCCGCCUGCCCGCCCGACCAGUACCCCUGCGAGGGGGGCAGCGGCCUGUGCUACACGCAGGCCGACCGCUGCAACAGCCAGAAGAGCUGUCCGGAUGGCGCCGACGAGAAGAACUGCUUCUCCUGCCAGCCCGGCACCUUCCACUGCGGCACCAACCUGUGCAUAUUCGAGACGUGGCGCUGUGACGGCCAGGAGGACUGCCAGGACGGCAGCGACGAGCACGGCUGCCUGGCCGCCGUGCCCCGCAAGGUCAUCACCGCCGCCCUCAUCGGCAGCCUGGUGUGCGGCCUGCUGCUGGUCAUCGCCCUGGGCUGCGCCUUCAAGCUCUACUCCCUGCGCACGCAAGAGUACAGGGCCUUUGAGACCCAGAUGACGCGUCUGGAGGCCGAGUUUGUGCGGAGGGAGGCGCCCCCCUCCUAUGGUCAGCUCAUUGCGCAAGGCCUCAUUCCGCCCGUGGAGGACUUUCCCGUCUACAGUGCAUCCCAGGCCUCUGUGCUGCAGAACCUCCGCACCGCCAUGCGGAGACAGAUGCGCCGACAUGCCUCCCGCCGGGGACCCUCCCGCCGCCGCCUCGGCCGCUUCUGGAACAGGCUCUUUCAUCGGCCGCGAGCACCUCGAGGACAGAUCCCACUGCUGACCGCUGCACGCACCUCACAGACUGUGCUGGGGGAUGGGCUCCUCCAGCCCGCACCCGGGGUCACUCCAGACACCCCGGCACCCUUAACGGACACAGACAGCCCUGGGGCAGCUGGGGAUGGUCCCCCCCACGCCCCCAGUCACGCACCAGAGGUGGCACCGUCAGUGCCACCCCACUCAAGCCUGCGGGACCCAGAGUGCAGGCUGGUGGACAAGGACAGGGACCCUCUGGUGGACAGCCCAGCCCCUGUGGACAUGCCUCAGGAGCCCUGCAUGGCCCAGGACUCUCGCCCCGCGGCCCCCACUGCCAGCAGCACCCUAGGCCCCCACCCAACAGAGCCGAUGGGUGUCUGCAGGAGCCCCCCGCCACCCUGCUCCCCAACAUCAGAGGUCAGUGAUGAUGAGGCCCUGCUGGUCUGCUGACCACUGGACAUGCUGGUGACCGCCACAGCCCCGCUUUGUAACCAGGGAAUACACAGUUGUUUCUACCCUG